UCCAAACGGGUGGUAGUACAAAGUUUACUAGUAAUCAAUGGCGUGACAUAGCAUAGCACACUUAAAACUACUUGAAGAUCAUUUGUAUAGGUUGUAUUGAAUUUAUAUAAAAAGUAACGUCGAUGUGGAUAUUAUACUAAUGUUGUGUUUCUUCAUAACCAAGUAAUCGAGUAACUCAAGUUAUUUCUUAAUAAAUAAUAAGAAUUAUAUAUUUUAUUCAGUCUAAAAAAUAACAAGCUAUACUGAAUGACAGUGGAAUACAAAUUCUCUGCUAGCUACUGCAUUAUUAGAUUCCGUUAAUAGGGCAGCCAUAAAACAUUUUAAUCUAAAGAACUGAUGGAGCAACAAAGAGUGAAACGAUCGUGUGAUGUAAUUACAAUAAAACUAAAAUGACAGUGCUUGUGAUAUGUAAUAGCCAGUUAAAUGCAUAGUGAACGAUGGAUACAUCAACUUUAAGACAUGUUAUGAUCUCCGAUGAAAAAUGUAAAGAAGAACAAACUUAAACAUGGGUAGCAGAGGAGUCGGGGAUAUUCCUACAAUAUUUCAUCCCCAGCAGACUCAUACCUCAAGUAUUAUUCUUGGUGAUAAUCAGCAGAAUCAUGGCUCUCAAAACACUGCUGGACAAAUUACUCAUGACAAUUCUGGCUGUGAACAGCAACAAGGAUGUAGCGUUAGUGGUGGCUGUGGUGAUUCUGUACCGAGUUGUCGUUCUUUGGAAACAACUAGAAGCGGAGUUGGUUCUGGAGGAAGUGCAGAUAAUCAAGGGCACAAUACAAAUCAAACUCAAGUUCAAUCUCAUGUGACAGUACCACCAGUUACUUAUCAACAAAGGCCCAACUCCUUAUCCACUUGUUACGCAUCUUGUUGCGCCGAAUCUGCAAAAAAGAUAUAUUUUGGAGUGUGCGUCACAAUAUGUGUCACAGCAAGUUGGGUCGGUGCGACACAUUGUAUCAGAUAUUUGUAUUUUUACAAAUACGAAACUCCUAAUUAUUCAUCGUUUUCUAACUCAUCUAUUACAGGGCGUCAUCAACAUACAGCUUCAUACAAUGCUCCAUUCUUCACAACCUGGUUUUGUACGAAUUGGGAAAUUCUUUACUUCCCAGUUUACUUCAUUUGCCAAUCUGCAAGAAUCAAAUGUAAUACUCCAUCUGAAAUAAUUGCAGAGAGUUUACGAGGUUUCCGCGACAAAGGAUUUACCGGUGGUCGUUUUUUGAUCAGAUGUAGUCUUUUUUGUGGUCUCUGGGUAGUUACAAACUAUAUGUAUAUUUAUUCGCUCAGGAUACUACUAGCUACCGAUGUAAUGGCACUUUUCGCAACCAACGUAUCUUGUGUAUAUUUGUUAUCAUGGGUGAUCCUUCAUGAGCAAUUUGUUGGAGUAAGGAUAGUAGCAGUGAUUUUAUGCAAUACUGGAAUUGCACUUUUAGCGUACAUGGAUGGCAUUACUGGAAGUCCAACGUUAGGUGGCGUUGUUCUGGCAACAUCGGCAGCAGCUGGUUCGGCAGUUUACAAGGUGCUGUUUAAGAAAGUCAUAGGAGAAACAACAUUUGGUCAAAUGUCUUUAUUCUUUUCUCUUAUUGGGUUGUGUAAUGCGGCGUUGUUAUGGCCAAUUUGUUUGGCUCUUUACUUUUCGGGAGCAGAAAGCAUACACUGGGGACGAUUGCCAUGGACGGCAUUACUUUCAGCAAGCAUUUUACACUUAGUUGCAAACAUGCUUGGUAACUUCAGUAUUGCUCUGACCUACGACCUGUUCAUUACGCUAGGAUUGAUCACCGCUGUACCUGUAUCUGCUGCAUUGGAUGUUCUUUUAUACGGAGCCCAUUUCAUGGGGAUGAAAUUGGCAGGAAUGAUUUUUAUAGCAGUCGGCUUCUUUCUCGUGAUGUUUCCAGAUAAUUGGCCAGAUUAUAUAACCAGGCUGCUUCGUACCACGGGUGGGCAGCAACGCAGGAGUACUUUUGCUAGAGGCCGCUGUCCCUCAAUACAACAACGGCAGUAUCGGCUGCGAAGUUACGGUGUGCCGUCGACUCAUGGCGAUGGUCAAAUGUUACUACCAAUGAACAACAGUAACAGCAGUCAAGUUAACAGCAACCAGUCAAGCAGCGAACCACCGAUGACAACGACCGCGAAUCUGACACAUCGGCAUAUUAACUCAUCCCAGCAGAACAACACGGCUUCCGAAUCCCAACGUCGCCGAGUCCCUAUUUCCAUCACGACCUCAACCUUGACUCCGAUUUCAACUUCCAUCACAACGACUAUCUCGACUUCGACCUCGACCUCAACCUCGAUCACAACCUCGAUCACGACGAAUAGUCAUCAACGUUCCCAUCCUCCUGGCCUUCAGAACUAAUUUCAAGAUGGAGUAGAAGACACGGACACGGCGUAUCAGGAGGCACGCAACGCGACGUGAUCGAUUAUCGCACGGGUUACAUAAAAUCACACCUUCGUUCACCGUCGGGAAGAGUUCGGUGACUAGGUGUACUAUCGCUUCAAUUACAGGUAGAAUUGAUUUGCCAAAGAAAUAAUGUAUGGACUUUCACAACGUUAACAUUUUAAUCGAAAAGGUCCCAAAGAAUGAAUGCCGGUAAUAACAAAUACGGUAAGCAAUAUCGGAAGGGAUUCUUCGUUGCAAUAAAAAUUCGUUCCAAUUUUUUUUUAUUGCAUUUGUCUUUCAGAAUACUAAUAAAAGAAGUUAAAAGAAGCUAUUAUAAAUUUUCUCUUUCAAUAAUUCUAAAAUAAGUAUGCAUAUAUUUUUAUUGAAAAUCUUAAACCAAAUAAUGUUCAGAUAAGCGGUAAAUAUUACCUUUUUUCUUCUCAAGCUGUACGACAUUCUUCAACAUAUUAUUUAGAUUGUUUGUUUUUGAUCAAUUAAUCCGUAUUAUUAAGCAAAGAUUAUAAUUAUGUGUAAAAGUGAAUGGAUCCAAAUCGACAAAAGUUCUUAUCGAAGCAUUAUAGCAAAUCAUAUAUUUUCUAUUUGAUAAGUAUGGAAUACCUUUAGAAAAUUUGUUAUAAAGAAACAUCGUAUUUGAGUUCAAUAAUAUUUUUAUCGACUUCGAAUUUAUUUUCAGUUAUACAAUUACUUCAUAUUUUUUUAUAAAAUUCAAAUGUAUUCAUGAUAAAUCAGUUGAUUUUAGUAAUCAGUUUCAGUGCGUCUCAAACACUAAUAUUGAAAAAUAUUAUAUUUUACAUGCAACGUUUUAUCAUUUUUCUCAUUUAUAUCUAUAUGUCUGUUAUAUCUAUGUGUCUGUUUCCGUCAAUCCCUUGACGUGGACACGAUCGUUGUACACCGAAUAACUGUAUGUUAUCAGCUACGAUGUACGAAUCCGUGGGAAUGAACUGAAGCGAAACUCUUGUUAAUCAAAUAAUAACAAGCAAAGUUUGAACUUUAACAGAAACAUGUGAGAAUGAAUAUAGCACGUGUAUAUGCGUAUAUGUACGUUUUUUUUGACUGAGUGUAUACCUAUGUGUGUUUGAUCGAUGAUUACUUUGAAUAUGUAAAUGUUCAAGAAUGCCUGUUUCGUACGAGGGUUGAAGGAUGCUGUGUCGAAAGUUGAAACGUAUCUGAACUGCUCGAACGUUAGGAAUGUCUCGAUCUCGGCUCAAUCUUUCACAUUGCCGUAGCGCAUCUUUCUCUGGCAAGGCUGAGGUGCUAUCCGAAGUAAUGAGAAGUAUCCGGGUUUUGCGGAAAUUGUGUUUUCCGGGUUUGCUUAGAAACUUGUAUCCUUACAAUAUGCUUCCAAAUUACCCUUUGGAAAUACCGAAUUUAUAACAUAUCCGUGGCUAUUGAGUGCGAAAUAAAUUAAAAUUCUAAAGAGCGAUUUGUCUAUGACCUCCCUAGAUUCCAGCUCAAAAGUAGCCCCCUGUAUAAUCGUUCUAUAAGCUUUUCUGACAAAGACUUCGCGUGGCUCUUUUAUGUGUUCCAGAUAGAACAAUUUCUAAAUAUAGAAAUAAGAAUUAUCAAUCAUGUAUGUGCCACUUUGAUCGAUGACGUUAUUCCAUGUUUCUGGUAGUUGAAAGAUCUUCCCCUUGUAGAAUUCUUGAGACUUAGCGAAAAACUGACCUACGUGGUUUUAGCAGGAGUUGCCAUUUCCUUCCUGAAUUUUCGAAAUCAUUGCAGAAAAAACGGAAGAAAGAAAAGAAGUCAACUUUAUGAAAAUAUCGAUAAUGUAUAAAGAUUAAGUAAUAAUUUCGCUUGUGAUGCUUCAAUUAUUGAUUUCGUUAGCCUUUAACAUUUUGGUGACUCUAUAUGACACUAAGAAGAGUAUAUAAACAAUUUUAUUAAAAAUCUUUGUAACAUUUUAACAUAAAACAUUUUAAGUACAUAGCACUUUAUUUUGGCUACGAUAAAUAUCUCAAUCAUUGAAAAAUAAACCUGUCUUUUUAUGGCAUUCGAAUAAUCUACUAUCUAUUUUAUAUUUAUUAUUCUAUUAUAGAAUAAUAAAAUUAUUUAAAAUGAAUCUGUAAAAGUGUUAAUUACAUAAUAGAUAUAUUCUGUAAACGUCAAAUUGUAUGCUUAUGUAAUACAUUCAAAAGUUUGUAAGUACAUUUUUUACGUGAUAUCACAAUAAUUAUACAGCAAUUAUAUGUUAUAUCUUAUUAAAUCUAUCGUAAAGUAGGAAAUUUUGCUUAAUAAUGCAAGUUAUUUUCAGUUAGAGAAAUAUAAUAAUAAGAAACACUGUUGUGACAACACUGAAUGGCUGAAUAGAAUUUUUAUAUCCAAUUUUAAACGAAAAGAAAUUUUAUCGAAAUAAUUUUCUAUAAAAAAUGGCAACAACUUGUUUUACUUUACAAAAUGGAUUUUCUGUUAAAUAAGUAAAUUAUGAGUUCCGUAAAGGAUUAUUAUACAACAAUAUCGUUAUUAUACAAAAACAAUCCAUUCGAAAAAAUACCGAAGGUUAUUAAUAUAUAACAGAAUCAUAAUUGUAACAAUUAUAAUAUUAAAAUUAAGAGUAGAUUAUAGGUUUGUUGAUCGGAGAGCGAAUAAAUUUUAACUUGUAUUUCAAGUAAUAAUGUCUUAUUUAGAAAUUACUAUAAAUAACUACUGUUAAUAUGUAUUAAUUAAAUUAUUAUUGGUAACUACCUUAAAUAUUAUAAAACUAUUUAAUUGUAUCGUAUUAUAUUUUAAACAGAUAAACUAUUUUCAUUAACGUCGUAUAUUGAACUUUGAUAAGCUAAUUUGACUAUAAUAAAAUUAUAUUCGAUUAAAGUAAUAUUUUAUUUAAUUUUCUGGUAUCUAAAUAAACAAAGAUUAUGACAUUAACCACCUAGUCAAGUGUCUAACUGAUUUUCUAAAUGUUGAGUGGAAAGCAAAGUUGGAAGUUAAAAAACAUUUUCUUACAAUUAGUGUCAUAUUUGAAAAUUGGUUAUUUAAAUAUGUAUAUGUAAAUAUAUGUAUUUGGUAUUGGUUUGGAUUCAUAGCUUUUAUAAGAUAUAAAAAUGCUUAUGUGUUCGAUGUAGACCGUACUAAAGUCUAGUUCAGAUUCACAUACAAUUGCCGCAGAGAAUCCGCUGAAAAAUAUACUUAUACUAGUAUAUAAGUACUUGUAUACAAACAUUGCAUAGCGAAAUCGUGCUACAGUCGCUUGGCGGACAAUUUCUGUUAGUCUGGGCUAGGUUACAUGAACCAGCGUACACACUCGUAUAUGGGAUCGUCUAAAUAUCUGUAAUGUAUUACCUAUAAGCAUGUGAAAAAAUAUGUGUAUAGAAGGUAUAUUAGCUUCUUAAAAAGUUUUACAUACUUUCAGAAUAAAAUAUUUUUAGGUUAAACGAUGGGAACACUAUUACAUUUCUGUUUAUAUUCUUUAUAUGAAUGUAAAAUAGGAUUAUGGGAUAACCUUCGAAUAUGAUAAAAAUUGAUCUUCAGAAAAAUUAUUUCUCUAUCAUUUUGUUUUUCCUUUUGAGCAAUUUAAUUUGCUCUAAAUAGUUUCUUUAUGUACUGAUAAUUAAUCAAUUAGAGAUAUUUACGUGACCCCAUUGAAAUGCUCUACUUGGUACACACAUAUAAUACAGUAUGUUUUGUCUUUUUUUAGCAGUAUAAUCGAAGAACGAAGUUACUUAUGCGAAAAUUGUUUGAUUUGAAAGAGAAAAUAACGUAGUACUUCUAAAUCUUACAAUCUUGUUAAUUGGAUCGGAUGGAACAUCGUAGAUUACUUUUGUUCUUUUGCAUUAAAAAUAUCAUAGCAUGAAAAUUCAAAUUACAUUGCAUUCAUGUUGUACUGUACUUUAAAAUGAAUUUAAUGAGUUAAACUUAAACAGUACUUAUUUAUUAUCAAUUGUAUCGUUAUUAAUUGACGUUCAAGUAAUGUAAUAAAAAUAAAACAACGCUGGUAGAAAAUAUUUAUAAUUCAUCAUAUAAAUCAUUAUUUAAGUUUAUCGUUAGAUUUCUUCAAAUAAAACAUUUUGAAUGCUGCAUUCUUAAAGUAUUAUCAAUUCUAAAUGAUGUGAAAUUAACAAGAUUAAUACGGGAUUUAUAUUUUGUAGUAAAUUUAAUACAUUUAAUAUGUUUGUAACUAAAUUUAACUCAUACCGUUGGUUUUGUUAUUUUAUAUUUCUAAAUUUAUGUAAGUAACGAAUUACAAAUAGUUAGAAAUACAGAAAAAUAAAUCUGUAUAUAUGAAAGUAUACAAGUACAUACAUAUACAUACGUAUACUUCAAUUUAUACGUAUUGUUAGUGAUUAUACCGUAAAGUGGUUAAAAAUCGUUUCUAUUAAUGUUAAGUACUCGCUUCAUCCUUGCUAGAAACUGUUUAAUUUUUUUAUUUAUGACAGAAAUUUGUUAAAAUGCUUUACUAUCAGAGAAACGUCGAAUUUCGUUUUCUGUCUAAAGUUUCCCAUUGACAGUAUUAGUAUACUGUACUAUAGACAAAGUUUAUAAAUCUAGAAAUACGUGAUUUAUAUGUAUACUAUGUAUAAAGACAAUCAAAUAUCACAGCAACAGAUAAAAUAGACAAGAAGAAUUUUUCUUUGAAUUAUCGCAUGUUACAAUUAUCUUGCGGUCUUAUAUGAAGUUGUUAUUCCAUUAUACAUGUAAAGUAUAUAUAUAGUAUCUUGUUAUCUUGACGUGAUUUGUUGUCUGACUUAAUAUUUUAACAGUUUAGUCUUAAUUUAUUAAAUAAAAUAAAAAGAGCAUUACCAAAGUUCUUUACCAAAGUGUUCUUAUCAACAAAUAGUAUCGUCGACUUUUGUUUUAGACGGUAAAAGAUUAGAAUAUUCGCUCAAUUAAAUUAUCCAUAAGUGAAUUUGUAUUGUACUAUAAAUAUAUUUGGAUUUUACUUCCAUAUAAAAAUUCGUUACUACUAAUAACUAGGAGUAGAGGGUCGCAAAAGUUUGCAUGCUUUUGUUUAGUAUCAGCGUAAUAUAUACGCAUUAAACAACCUAUACAUAAUAAAUAUAUACAUAUGUAUGUAAAUUGAUAAUAUAGAAUGAAUGCCAGAUGACUACAAAUACAUAUUUGUAGUGACAAUACAUUUAUCACCUGCAAUUUAUUAAGUAUAUACAAUGAUAUAUCGCAAUUAUAAAUAUAUUAAUAUCCAUUUUCUAAAAAACUUCAUUACAUUUAUGUUGUAUAAGUAAAAUCCACAAAUCCGAAGAAUUGUCAAACCUUUAUAGCAAAUGAAGUUGUGUAUUAAACUAAUUGUUUUUAUUACGGUAUUAUCAUAUAAUCGCAUCCCUCCACUCUGAAAUUAGAUGCAAACAUAGUUAUAAUAUCAUAUUUGUUCGUAAUGAUACAUUUUGAUAAAGUUUAAAUAACGCUCUUAAAUUUUUUCGAACUUGAAUGUAAACAUAAAUACGUUCAGGAAAGACUUUUAUCCUCUGCUGCUACUUUACGUGUUGUAAAUUCAUGAAUAUGUAUGUUUACAAAACUACCUAUAUAAUAAUGCUUAAAGUAAUAGAUAAGAGCAUAUAUGUAUGCAUAUAUAUAUAUUCUGUGUUAUAAUAUCAAUACAUGUACCUACAAGUAUGUGUAUAUCUUGUAAAAUAUUUUCUUCGUAUUUAAAAUAACUAACGUAGGUAUCAUUUGAAAUUCGGCAAUUCCACUAUUUGUAGGUAAAAAUGCAUUAUUUGUGCAAGUGUUCGUAAUCAAACUAUGCAAAUUUAUAAUCGAUCUUUGUAUAUUUAUCUAUUAAUAAGCGUUAUUUUUUUAGUAAGAAGAAUUAUGUAUUUCUGUAAUGAGAUUAGUGAAAAAUUUGGUACACAUAUAUAUGUCGGAGAUGAAGAGACACCGGAGCCUUCCCUUUGGAACUUCGGGAAAAUCCGUAAAAUUGUAAUCUAAAGUCUACCAUAGCCAUAAUUAAACAAUUGUCGUCAUUCUAUCCAAUUGUAUUUGUUUGAGAUUUGUAAUAAUGAGCUUGGGCUCGAGGCGACAAUCAGUCGCCGAACGUAGCCGCGGUCUCGGGAUAAACGCUUCGUCUAACAAAGGUAUGGAGUAAUUCUAUAGCUCUCCUUAAAAGAAAUAUUUGUGGCGGCACGCGACAGUAAACAUUCCAACGGUUUCUGCCCCGUGGCUCGCCACACGCAGAUCCUAUUCUUCGAGUAUGAUGGUUACUAGAUGCUGACGCAUCUCAGUACAUGUUCAGCUAGCCUGAGGGCCGUUAUGAAUAUUAAGAUUUAGUUACCUAAAGUCCUUCGAACAGACAAACAGUCUUUGUCCCAACUACGGGAAGAUAGGGGAGAUCUAUUUUUUCAACGAACGACGCUUCCCGCUAGCAACUUUCCCUCAAGGAUGGCUAGCAUCCUUUUCUAACCACCAACAUGGAAAUUGAUCAAUUAACAGCAACGUCAAUUUCCCUUACUUUCCGAACGAAGACUAUCCUCGACGAAUCCGAUGAUCUUGUUACGUAAAAUUGAUACUUGGUUUGUAAGAGAAAAAAAAGGCUGAGUCGUAACCCAACUAUUAAUUUUCUUUU
Messenger RNA from Bombus huntii, 8900 nucleotides. Its product is annotated as putative thiamine transporter SLC35F3. Lineage: Eukaryota; Metazoa; Arthropoda; Insecta; Hymenoptera; Apidae. The record is from RefSeq and is a predicted model, not a curated record. The transcript has 11 exons. Bases 506 to 2344 code for a protein of 612 amino acids.